UCCCAUGACCUCAAUCAAGAAAAAAGGAAAUAGGAUUGUUUACUGGGAAUCAUGGGAAAAAACACCUAACUGACUGGCAGCUCUAUUUCCUUGAUUUAAAAUUAAUCGAUGGUGCCUUUGUGUUGUGGAAAGAGGCUUUUUUCCAGCAUAGGUAGUCUUGCUCUUAAACCUGUCUCUACCACUCUUAAAAGCUGACUUUCUUGAAGUCUGUAAUCUCUGUUUUCUCACCUUUAAGGUGUAUAUAAAAAUAACUCAAGGUUUUAUAAGUGUUAAAUGAAAUGAGGUGUGAGUGGUGCCUAGUACAGUAAGGAGUAUAAAGAUGGCUAAAAAUACUCCUUUCUUUCUUUCCAUUUCCCAUUUAAUCCUAGUGGUUGUGUCUGUUUUCUAGAUCCCCAAAGUAUUCCUGUGUUUUCCCACCACCUGCUUUCCUUUUCCUGACCUAAACUCCACUUAAGAGUAAAAGACACUGGGACAUUUUCAAGAUAAGACUUUGGAAUCGAGACAGUUAUUUUCUGUAGGGUGUCAGAAGACCUGUGUUUUAACUGCGACACUGUGACCUAGGUGUUCUCAACAUCUGUAUUCAUAAAAUGGAAGUAAUGACUGCCUCUUCUCACUCUCCUGAAAUUGUUAGAAUAAUAGAUUAUAUCGUUUAAUAUUAUGUAUAUUCUAGACACAAAUUUUAUCCUCAUUUCUUUGAUUUUUGACUCGGAAGUACAAUAAUAUUUAUUUGAUUUGGGUUACUGGGAGGAAUAGACUUUCAAUAUCAUCGAGUGAGGAUAGAUGGAGGAGGAUCAGUGACUUAACUCAGUGUCACACAGUUUUUUUCACUCUGGCUAGUUUUGUUUUUUUUUUCUAUAGGUCCCAGAAGGAUUCCUGGAAAGUUAUAAAUUAAAUAAUUCAGAGUGCAUGUACGGUUGCUACACACAGUUACCUUCUUAGGCAGUAAAGGUGAUGUUUUUAAUUUUUUCAUAAUCUAUGCUUGGAUGGUUACAAUGAGGAGGAGCUCUUAAUAACCAGGGUUAUAUGGGGGAUUUUACAGCAGUUAAGAGGCUGGUGAAUGUUAAGUUUUCAAGGAGGAUGGAAGCGGAGGUUUACAAUAGUAAACCUUAUCUUCUGGAAAAUGUCAGUGGUAUAUUCUGUUAAUACUAGGAGAUGGCUCGUACACACACAAAAAAAGGAAGAGCUGAAAGGAGGAAAGUAUCUUAAUUGGGCUAAAGAAGCCUCUAUCUGGCUUAUACAUUUUUCAAGGCAAGGGUGAACCAAAUGGUUUCUCCAGAGACUGUUUACAUGGCCUUGUUCUGACUGUCAAGAAAUAGUGAGGGCAUUACUUCAUUCAGAAGAGCAGAGAUGAGACAGAGGGACUGGAGAAGAGAGGAGAGAGAGAAAAGAGGAUGAGAAAAAGUACCCCUUGUGAAUACUGUAUUAUAGCUGAAAUUUAAUGUCUAGUGUCCUGGAGUUGUGAUAUUUCACCAUUAUGAUUUUGAGCUUUUUAGUCAAGGAGAAGAAAAAAUGUUUCUGUUUUGACAUAUGCAUAGCAAUUUUUCCAGCUGUAAACUCUUCUAAUAAGGCUAGAGAUAUGCCAUCAGCAGUAGCACAUUAUGUACACAGUAGCCUACCACAGAGACCUAACUAAGCAGCUACUAUUAAAGUAUUUGGGGAGAAAAAGAAGAGAGCCUUAUUUACCCAUUUCGAUUACCCUAAGUGCUCUUUCAAUUUAGUAAUUUUCUUCUUUUCUUUUUGCUUGCAACUAUUGGCUUAACAUAGAUGAUCUCCACCAGCAACAGUGAAUGACUAAUUUUACAACAUGGGAGAUAAAGAACAGUUGAAUAGAUUUGCUGGAUUUGGUAUUGGACUUGCAAGUCUUUUUACAGAAAAUGUACUGGCCCAUCCUUGCAUUGUUCUACGCCGCCAAUGUCAGGUAAAUUACCAUGCUCGGCAUUAUCAUCUCACUCCAUUUACAGUCAUCAAUAUUAUGUACAGCUUCAACAAAACUCAGGGUCUAAGAGCCCUUUGGAAAGGAAUGGGAAGUACAUUUAUUGUCCAGGGAGUCACACUUGGAGCAGAAGGAAUAAUCAGUGAAUUCACACCUUUACCAAGGGAGAUUUCACAUAAAUGGAAUCCUAAACAAAUAGGAGAACACCUUCUACUGAAAUCACUAACUUAUAUAGUGGCAAUGCCUUUUUAUUCAGCAAGUCUAAUUGAAACAGUACAGAGUGAGAUAAUUCGAGACAAUGCUGGAAUUCUGGAAUGCGUUAAAGAAGGGAUUGGGAGAGUGAUAGGCAUGGGAGUGCCUCACAGCAAGCGGCUGCUCCCGCUGCUUUCCCUGGUCUUCCCGACGGUGCUGCACGGGGUUCUUCAUUACAUCAUCAGCUCCAUCAUUCAGAAGAUUGUCCUGCUAGUUCUAAAGAGAAAGGCUUACAAUAGCCAUCUAGCUGAGAGCACCAGCCCGGUGCAGAGUAUGUUGGAUGCUUAUUUUCCAGAGCUUAUUGCUAACUUUGCUGCCAGUCUUUGCUCUGAUGUGAUACUUUACCCACUGGAAACAGUUUUGCACCGCCUUCACAUACAAGGAACACGCACAAUAAUUGACAAUACAGACCUUGGCUAUGAAGUGCUUCCAAUUAAUACACAGUAUGAAGGAAUGAGAGACUGUAUGAAUACCAUAAGGCAGGAGGAAGGAAUGCUUGGCUUUUAUAAAGGGUUUGGUGCUGUUGUAAUACAGUACACGCUGCACGCAGCUGUUUUACAGAUUACCAAAAUUAUUUACUCUACACUUCUUCAAAAUAGUGUUUGAAAUUUAGACUCCUGGUUAGUCUAAAAGACAUCGUCUGGAUACUUCCUUACGAAAUUAUGAAGGAUAUGAGUGAAAUACUGGGGGUGGGAAAUGGUUUAGAAAGUAAAACUGGUAGCCCACACUCAUUAUAUUGACUCUUCACUUUUUAAAAAAGGCAUAGGUAUAUAUUUUGGAUUCCAAGUAUUCCAAAUUUGAAAACAAUAAAAAUAACACUCAUGAAUUAAAUUCUGGCUAGUGUAGCCCUCAUGCUGAACUAAAAAUGAUGUUGGGAAGAAGCAAAAAUUUGUCAGCAAACUGAAAACAAAAGUUCACACAGAUGAAUUUAUUUCAUCUGACUUUAAUAUUUAUUACAUGUUUAUUUUGCCUUCUAGACUGAUACUGGUAUGCCAUUCCUAAUAUAGCGUGUAGUGGCAGGUCAUAGUUUACCUUUAAGCAAAUAAAUUAUGUUAUCAGUGAUAAAGACAAGAAGGGUUAGAUUUGGCAGUCUGUAAGCAGGAACUGAGAGUUUUAAAUUGCAUUGUCCCUGAAUAACUUUAAUGGCUGUACAUUUAUUAUAUAAAGCCACUUAUAUGCAUACAUAUAACUUGGAAUUUCCUUCAUCCCUACAAAUUUUCCACUCUUAGAUCAGGUUACUGCAUAAAAUGAAGUCAUGUACCUUCUGCUUCAAUAUCAGGAUCAAACAUGAAAAGCCAAGGUACCCAAAUGAUUUAAGGCAAACAGCAUAUUUGUCCAUAUCCAAACCCGCCAUUUCAGUGCCAGCAACUUAAAAUUCAUCAUAGGUUUAUAAAGUUUGAUUUGCUUACCUAGUUUUAUGAAUCAUCAGGCUUUUAGAGCCACUCUUAACAGAGAUAGAAUGCAAAAUAAUCAUGGCAACUAUUCCUGUUUCCACAUUUACAAACUGUAUAUUAAAGGGAAUGUCACUUGCCUUUCAUUUUUGAAUGACUUGUCUUAGAGGAGACACGAUUAAAAUUCACCUGGGAAUUUGUGCCUCUUGCCUUCCGUAUAGUCAUCGUUGAAUAAUGGCUUCAAUUUUUACUUUCUUGUAGUUUUUGUUUAUAGUUUAAUUCUCGUAACUAGAUACACGUAAAGGAAAAAGCAGGAUUAUCCUUAUCACCUUUUAUUUAAAUUUGCUUGGAUGCAUCCUGAAGAAAAAUAGAAACCUUAAAGGAAGUUUGUCCUUUCUUUUUAUGGAUGAGAAAAAGAAGUACGUUUCAAGAAGUAAUAAGCAAAAAAGUUGUUAAUCACUUUAAUAAAAAAAAAAUUCUGUCUGUUCCUGAAUUGAAGUUGGUGGGUGAGACUCUGUAUAGUGAAAUGAUACGGAUUUGACUGAUCCAUCAUUAAACGUUUUGAAGUUUCAUUUCCUUACGUGAGUCAUCACUUUUACUAGGAAGCAUUUAGCACGCUGAAGUACAGUGACUUUGCACUGAUGUUGUCCAACCUAGAUUGCAUACAAAUGGAGAUCAGUUUCACUUGCUAAAUGUCAGUGAGAUGGUUACUUUUUGUGAUUAAUAAUAUUGGAACCAAAAAAUGAUAUCCAAAAAGCAUAAAACAGUAUAUAUGUACCAACUCUC
This is a messenger RNA of Camelus dromedarius (Arabian camel), 4362 nucleotides long. It is a transcript of the gene SLC25A46, whose product is annotated as solute carrier family 25 member 46. The coding region runs from base 1805 to 2791 and encodes 328 amino acids. Gene Ontology annotation, biological process: mitochondrial membrane fission; axon development; mitochondrial fission. The record is from RefSeq and is a predicted model, not a curated record. Gene Ontology annotation, cellular component: mitochondrial outer membrane. NCBI's taxonomy places the organism in Eukaryota, Metazoa, Chordata, Mammalia, Artiodactyla, Camelidae. The transcript has 8 exons.